AUCUGCUUCCUCCUGGGGACAGUGCAUCCCCACCCUGUAGUUGGUGGCCCAGUCUGCCAGAGACCCAGGGCUCCGCAGAGCACGCAGAGCACGACUUCCAAAGGCAAAGACCAUUGCCCGGGCUCCAUGGCCAGUCCUGGACUUCCACUCCGCGGGCUCAGUGGGCGUGGCGUGCAGACCCACACUGGCCUUGGGACAAGAUCUACGACAGUCACAUCCUAACUUUCAGACUUCUGUGGCAAGCUACUUGUCAACAAGGGUUUGCUCAGUGCGAGAGGAAGAUCGAAGAGCCUCGUGGUCAAGCAGUACCACUUCCCAGCUAACUGAAUUCUCCUGUGCUCCCACCCACUGGAGGCUAAGGCGUCUCAAUCACCGAAUGGUAAGGUGCCACAGAGCCCAGUGUCAAAUGAGUUAUUUUUAAUAUUGAAAAGAAAAAUACUCAAAUAAAGCUCCCUCGUCUGCCCCACCACUCUGUCAUGGGUGUUGGGAAGUCUAAACUAGAUAAGUGCCCCCUUUCUUGGCAUAAAAAAGACAGUGUGGAUGCCGAUCAAGACGGCCAUGAGUCAGACUCCAAGAAUUCUGAGGAAGCCUGCUUGCGUGGUUUUGUGGAGCAGAGCAGUGGAUCAGAGCCACCAACAGGAGAGCAGGACCAACCUGAGGCAAAGGGGGCGGGGCCUGAGGAGCAAGAUGAAGAAGAGUUCCUCAAAUUUGUGAUACUUCAUGCAGAAGAUGACACCGACGAGGCCCUCAGAGUCCAGGAUCUACUGCAAAACGACUUUGGUAUCAGGCCGGGGAUCGUUUUCGCCGAGAUGCCGUGCGGAAGACUGCAUUUGCAGAAUCUAGACGAUGCGGUCAAUGGGUCGGCCUGGACCAUCUUGUUACUGACUGAGAACUUCCUAAGAGACACCUGGUGUAACUUCCAGUUCUACACUUCCCUGAUGAAUUCUGUGAGCAGGCAGCACAAGUACAACUCCGUCAUACCCAUGCGGCCCCUGAACAGCCCUCUUCCCCGGGAACGGACUCCCUUGGCGCUGCAAACCAUCAAUGCCUUAGAGGAAGAAAGUCAAGGCUUUUCCACACAAGUGGAGAGAAUUUUCCGGGAGUCUGUAUUUGAGAGGCAACAAAGUAUAUGGAAAGAGACACGAAGUGUGUCGCAGAAACAGUUCAUUGCCUGAAACCGAGCACACACCGGGCCGGCUCCUGUUUUGUAAACAAAAUGAUCCAUCUUCACUUGAGAGAGUAGUUUCUAAGAAAUGCUUAGACGUGAGUCUGCUUCCAAGAAAUCUGUGGCACACAAGAAAGGUACACUUCUGCAGCCCUAGGAUUGGGCUACUUUCGAAUGACAAACUCAAGACUGUCAGAGCUUCUGACACUUUUCUUAAAGUUUUCAUAGUUCAUGAAUAUUCUUAACUCAUUUCUUGUGUUGAGCCAUAAACAGGCACAUGUGGCAAAAUACGAUAUUGAAAAUUCUCAAAAGACUUGAGGGAAAUGGCUCUGGCCAGGACAGGUCUGACCACUUCCCUUCCUGCUUCUUUCAUGAAUUUUAGUUACCACAAAGCAUCCUGGUGCUGUCACACAGAAACAUGCAGAAUGGGGCACGUGCAGUACUGACAUAGUAAGUUGGAGAUCAGAAGUAGAGGUCAGGGUCAGGGUCACCGUUAGUCCCAGCACUAGGGAGGCAGAGGCAGGAAGAUCUCUCUGAGUUCAUAGGCCAGCCUGGCUUACAGAGUGAGUUCCAGCAUAUCCAGGGCUACACAAAGAAACUGUCUCGGGGGGAAAAAAUGUCAGAACAGUCAGGCUUUUGGAAAUAAUCCAGCCAUGUGUGGUUUUAUUUCUGCUGGAAUUUGGAACUAGUUCCUACCACAAAUUAGCAAUCCUUUCGAGAGUGUGAUAGUGAGGGACUCUGUAGAGAUGGGCCCUCAUCUUGUAGGUGUCUUCUGUGACCAGGGCUUUAAUUCACAGAGCUUGUGAAAAAUAUGUGACUCGCCAGCUGUUUGCCUUUAAAAUCAAUAACCUCUCGUGUUAGCUUUUAGAAAUGUCCCUUACACACAGUGUUUAACUCGGGGAAUAUUUCUUAUCUAGGGCUAUGGGGGUGGAGGGGGGAGCGCGCAAGCAAAACCAGGGACCUACACAGACCUGUACCUUUCCGCUCAUAGAACUUCGACCCAUUUGAGACUGAAGCGGUUUAAACAAGCACAGACAGGGCUUGUGGCUAGGGGAAAGUGCCUGCUGGGAAUCAGAAGACCGACUUGCAGUCCAAGCUCUGCCCCUGCGGAUGAAUGUGCCAGUGGGCAGCUAUUCUCCUUUGUCUGCGAAAUAAAAGGGUUGGAUUGAUGGGUCUCUAAAGGCUUUUGUCCUCUCUCUCCCAGGAUGGGAAAAACCGAAGCCAGAAAGCAAUAAGCAAAGCCUGAAACUUUUAUGAGGUGAAACAUAAUUGUAAUCAUUGCAGAAGGCAUGACGCAUGCUUACAACAAACAGAUAGAUAUUUCUGUAUAUUUGCAUCAUCAUCGAUAUUUACUGCAGUCACAGGAAAGAAUUACUAUGUAUGCCUAUACUUGGUUCUUUGGGUUUGGCUUUGUACAGGGUCUCAUUAUCUAGCCCUGGCUGGCCUGAAAUUUGCUAUGUAGACGAGAUUGGCUUCAAACUCAUGGAGAUCCACCUGCCUCUGACCCUGACAGUGCUAAGAUUAAAGAUGGGCACUGCCACACCCUGCUACUCGGGUUUUUAAAAGAUACAUAUUUUUAUAGGAAUUCAUGAAUACCUUCUCCCUAGUUUGCCUGUCUCCUAAUCCUCCCUUCUCUAAAUCCCCAGGGGCCACUGUUUACUUCUUUAUAGUUGCAAGCUACUGUGCCCCACAGUCAGACCUGGUGUUGGGUUCUCAGAGAAGGUGACUGCUUUCAUAGCAUUUUCUCAAUCCUCUUUGUCAUGGUAACUUACUACUUAGCCUUGAGUUUAUUGUUAUUAUUAUUAAUUAUUAUUACUACCAUAAUCCUCUCUAUGUCUCAAGUGUCAGGUACUCAUAAAACAUGAACCACCCACCCUUCACACGCCUGCCAAGCUAGAACUGAUGCUCAAUGGCACUUCUUCAAUAAACCUUUUUAUUCUUUAUGGUUGACUAUUGGUCUCAUCUCCAGUGAAGACUGUGGAAAAGUAUUCUGAGAAAUACCAUCCUGGGCUUGUCAGAGAACAUGGUGUAAUGUCCCAGGCAACCUGGAGUUCAGCAAUUUUUUUUUAUGAUGAAGAAAUAAAUUUUAAGUGCAGAGU
Molecule: messenger RNA, 3264 nt
Organism: Mus musculus (house mouse)
Lineage: Eukaryota; Metazoa; Chordata; Mammalia; Rodentia; Muridae
Gene: Ticam2
Product: TIR domain containing adaptor molecule 2
Exons: 3
Coding region: 477-1175 (232 amino acids)
Biological process (GO): positive regulation of chemokine (C-C motif) ligand 5 production; phagocytosis; response to other organism
Cellular component (GO): late endosome; Golgi apparatus; cytoplasm
Source: RefSeq, marked validated